Larimichthys crocea (large yellow croaker) is the source of this 2248-nucleotide messenger RNA. RefSeq names its product twinfilin-1. The transcript is spliced from 9 exons. The record is from RefSeq and is a predicted model, not a curated record. Gene Ontology annotation, cellular component: cytoplasm; actin filament; myofibril. Gene Ontology annotation, molecular function: actin monomer binding; actin filament binding. Gene Ontology annotation, biological process: positive regulation of neuron projection development; barbed-end actin filament capping; actin filament depolymerization. Bases 117 to 1169 code for a protein of 350 amino acids. NCBI's taxonomy places the organism in Eukaryota, Metazoa, Chordata, Actinopteri, Sciaenidae.
ACGACACACUCGGGGCGUGGCCCUGGCUGCUGUAGUCCACUUCCUGCUUCUCGUGCCCUGGUUUUGGUUUUUCGCCUCAUCAGCUGCAUCAGCCCCUUUAUCCGACGAAAGACACAAUGUCUCAUCAAACGGGCAUUCAAGCGGGUAACGAUGUAAAGGAUAUCUUCGCCACCGCCAAGAGCGGGGACCAAUAUCGAGUCUUAAAAAUCGUCAUCGAAAACGAGCAGCUGACUCUGGGCACCACCAAGAGAGCGUCAAAGAAGUGGGACCAGGAGUACGAUUCCUUAGUGCUGCCCCUCAUCGAGGAUGACAUGCCCUGCUACAUUCUGUACAGGCUGGACUCCACUAACAACCAGGGCUUCGAGUGGAUCUUCCUGGCCUGGUCACCGGACAACUCCAUAGUGAGACAAAAAAUGUUAUAUGCUGCUACCAGAGCCACACUGAAGAAAGAGUUCGGAGGUGGACACAUCAAGGAUGAGAUUUUUGCAACCACAAAGGAUGACUUGAAUCUCAGCGGAUACAGGAAGUAUCUGACCUCGCAGGCCGCUCCCUUGCCCCUCACUGCAGCAGAGGAGGAACUGAGGCAGAUUAAACUAAGUGAGGUGCAGACGGACAUCGGUUCGGAAACCAAGCACCAGACUCUGCAGGGAGUGGCCUUCCCGCUUCACAAAGACGCUGUUGCGGCACUUGAACGUUACAGGGAGAAAAAAAUCAACUACGUACAACUGCAAGUAGACGCUGAACAGGAGCUGAUUCGGUUGUGCAGCACUGAGCCAACGGAGGUGAAAGAUCUGCCAAUGAGAAUCCCUACAGAUUCUGCACGCUACCACUUCUUCCUCUACAAACAUUCACAUGAAGGCGACUACCUAGAGUCCACGGUCUUCAUCUACUCUAUGCCCGGGUACAAGUGUAGCAUCCGAGAGAGGAUGCUCUACUCCAGCUGCAAAAACCCCUUGGUUGACAUGGUGGAAAACAAACUCCAGAUUGAGAUUGAGAAAAAGUUGGAGAUCGACAAUGGGCACGAACUAACCAGUGAUUUCCUGUACGAGGAGGUGCAUCCCAAGCAGCAUGUGCACAAGCAGGCCUUCGCCAAGCCCAAAGGCCCGUCUGGGAAGAAGGGUGGCCGCCGCAUCACCCGACCACCCGCAGACAGAGACGAGGAAGAUUAAACAGACCUCAACACACACCCGGCCACCACCUCCACCCACGUUUCACAGUGCGACAUUCCUUUGAUGGGGUGGAAGGGGAAACACGCUUGUUUAAAAGAAUAAGACGACAACUUCAAAUUCCCACAGAGUUCACCAGAGACCAACUAUGCACGCCAAGGAUAACUGAGCAAUGACACAUUUCAGAGUUUCCAUUUGUAGCUUGCCAAAUGGAAGCAUAUUUAUGUCUGUUAGUAGAGUCACACAAAUGAAUUUCCGAUAAGAGGCCCUAACAAAGUCAACGUUGAGGUUUUUACAUUGUUGCCAGCUCUAAGACUUUAGAAAUGUCAGUGCGAUGAAUGUGAACUUGCGCCAAUAUGAUUAACCCCCCCCCCCAUUUUUAGUUCACAUGCUCCAAUUCUUAACUUGCAUUCCUUAAGUCCGUGUCAAUUAAUGUUUUUGUGUCUAAUGUUUUGAAAUUUGUCUCCUCGUGUUUGCACAAGGUGCUCCAAAGCAGAGAUGAUAUAAUUAUCCCACCUGUGUCUAUUGAUUCAUUUUAACAGUGCAUUUUAUAUUGGAAAAUUGACUUCUUUUUUGAUAUAUAACUGUGGUUUACAUGAAAAAAAAAUCAUCUGCUGAGAAACUUAUUUUUCUAUGCAAGUGCUGUAAAUGUACAUAUUGUAGCUGUGUGAUGCUCUAUGAUUAAGAAACAGUCUGGUCUGUUCUGGUGGUUGUCUGUGUCGGUGAGGAUCACAAGUGGAAAGAAAGAACAGGGGCUUCCAGAAAUAUUACGUCAAUCCAUCUCAUAUUUCACUGAGAGGAAGCUACUCAAACUUUGCCGGGCUCCCACACAAUAGGGAACCUAAGAAACCGGAUAGGAAAGGGAAUACUUUACCUUGAUCAAAAUGUUGCCACAUCCACUGAUCUACUGAUUAUUAUUAGGCAAACUACUAAGCUCACCUCAUGUUCGAAGGGAAAAGCCCUUUAUAUUCAUACAAUGUCAUUAUAAUAGGAAGGAGAAAAAAAAAAUCAUGUUUGGUCUUAUUUGUUUUCUUACAAAUCUUUCUUUUAAAGAAGAAAAAUAAAAAAAUAUUUAAAUCAUA